Molecule: messenger RNA, 1616 nt
Organism: Coregonus sp. 'balchen'
Lineage: Eukaryota; Metazoa; Chordata; Actinopteri; Salmoniformes; Salmonidae
Source: the annotation of a GenBank genome assembly
AUGAGUGUGACCAACUCCUCUGCCCACCGAUCGGAGUGCAGCUUCCAGCAGACCUCUUCCUCCUCCUCAUCCUCCAACAACCCAUACAUGGAGAAGAGCAGGGGGCUUUUUGCAGAAGACUUUGGCUCUUUCAUGCGUCCUGAAACGGAUGUCUUGGGAUUUCCCAGUGAGUUGAUUUGACAUGAAUUCCCAAUUGUGGACCAGCAUUAUUAUAAUCGACUUAUUCCAUACAUACAGUAUCAAAUUCCAUUUCUGAGUGAAUUUGUCUGUGGAUAAUUCAUACUGUAGGAGAUGUUCUUGUAUGUUGGUUUGAACAUACAUGUACAUUAAAACCAAUCAUUCUAAAAGACAGAGGUGUGUUUGUGUCUCUGUGUCUGUGCCACGUACAUGUGUAUUGAUGUGUGUUGAUUGCCUGCUGAACUCUCUAUAAGGCUCUGAGCAAGUGCUUGAUCCGACGGCUUCGCAACAGGGCAAAGGGGAGGGAGGGUUGGUUGUUGGGUUGUAGCAGUAGGGCAGAGCAGGGUAUUUCAGUGCUGUGAUUAGUAUGCCCAUGCCUCCGGGAAAAGGAGGAGAUUGCUGGUGAUGGAGAGAGGACAGGGUAGGAUGGGAGGGGCUAGGGGGCGUCCACCCGUCGGGAAUAUUGGACACAGCCAACGCCGUGAUCUCACACAAAGAGAAUGACUGGGACGACGCCUGGGAGAUGACAGGCCAGACUGUUGCAUAGCAACCAGCAUACACACACACUGUGACACUGGGUGUCAUGUAGCCAAAUCAGACAUAUACCUGUAUGUUAAGUAAGAAUCACCCAGGCAUCUCACACAGUGGAAUGCUCAUUUCCAAUUUGAGGACACGCCUUCUAACAUCGCUUUUUUCUAAUCAACAGAGACGGUAGACAAGCCCAGCAGGGUUUCAUAUACUAGACAAACCUUUGGACUGUGUGUGAAUGUAUUGUGCAUAUACAUGUAUUUAAUGUGCAUAUAAGGUUAAGUAAGAGUUAUGAUCUUAGUUAUUAAGUAAGGAUAAGACUGACCUGACCUUAUCAAUUUAUUGCUACCCUAAUCACACAUCACCUCCGUCUGUAGAAAAUCUAUUUGUCUAUAGGUCAAGAAAGGCUAGCUCUCAGUAAGCACAUUACCUGCUGAAACUUCAAAAUGUCUUGGUUGUGUUUCUAGAUCAGACGAGGACAGCAGGGAAGAUCAAGACAAUGGGAGACAGCUACCAGUUCACAGUGGACGUCCAAGACUUCUCUCCAGAGGACGUCAUCGUCACCACCUCCAAUGACCAGAUCGAAGUCCACGCAAAAAGGUGGGCAAAACCCUUUUUUAGUGAAACUAAAUUCUCUAUGAUUUUGAGAACUCUAUCUAAAAUGUCUGAGAAAUGUAUGAGAUAUGCAGAAUAUCUUGGUCAUUUUCUCAUGUUUAUCAUCUCUUCAACAGUUGGCGGCGGACGGUACAGUGAUGAACACUUUUACCCACAAGUGCCAGCUGCCUGAGGAUGUGGACCCCACCUCUGUGACAUCAACAUUGGGCGCCGAGGGAACGCUUACAGUUAAGGCCCGCAGACACCCAUCCAAGCAUGAGCUCACACAUACCUUCCGCACUGAGAUCAAGAUCUAA